AUGAUCACCACUUUCCUGUCCUCGGGCAGCUUCCUCGAGCGCAUCAAGCGUCUCGAUGUCCAGUACAAGCAACCAAAGCGAGAGAUUCGCAGAAGGGACACCGUCGUCCCCAUUGCCAUCGCCUCUCUCGCCCUGUUCUGCAUGUGGGGGCUAGCCUACGGGCUCCUCGACAUCAUGAACUACCACGUCAAAGUGGCCAUGGGGAUCGGCCGGGACAAGGCUGCCAUCCUCGCUGCCGGCUACUACGCCGCCUACGUUCCCGGUGCUCUUCUCAUAGGAGGGCCACUGGUUCGCAACUGCGGCUAUCGGGUCGCCAUGAUGACUGGUCUUUUCGGUCUUGCUCUCGGCGACUUGUUCAUGUCCGUCGGCGCCCAGAAUUGCAGCUUGGCCGGCAUGGUCGCCGCCAUGUUUGUCAUCGGCCUGGGAGUGUCGACCUUGGAGCGCUCCGCCAAUCCAUAUGCCGUCAACUGUGGUCCUCGCACGCAAGCCACUCUGCGCAUCUUGAUCGCACAGGCAUGGGCGGGCAUCGGCACCGUGAUUGCACCCUUCCUGGCCAACGCAUUCGUCUUCAAUCCAGACACGUCGACGAUGCGUCCAACCUCCGACCCGCUUCGGCCGGGGAAAUGCUUAAUGCCGACAGAGAACAGAGCCGCGUCGUGCGCCAACCUGGGGAGCGUCAUCACCUUCUACCGGGGUCUCGGCGGCUGUAUCCUUGGCUUGAUGGUGGUAGUGGGCAUCAUAUUCUUCCGUACCAACUGGGUGCCCGAGGUGGACGUUCCCGCACCACCCGUCAUCGUCGGCUGGAGGUUGUGGAAGCACCCACUACUGUCGUGGCGCUAUGCCCGGAUCUGGUGGGGGGUGGCGGCAAAUUUCGUCAACAUCGGCUGCCAGGUGACUUUUGCCCAGUUCUUCAUCGAGCACAUGAAGGUCAACGCGUGCGCCAGCGACAACUGGGCGGCCGUGUGCAUGUCGUUUGCCCAGAUUGCUUUUGUGGUCGGCCGGUUCGUCGCCGCGGGCAUGGUGACGGCGCCCAAGGUCUUCAAGCCUCGAUACGUGCUGCUUUGUUUCAUCGCUGGAGCGGUGGCAACCACCGCCGCCGGGACGUCCAUCACAGGCACGCCAGCCAUCACGGUGGCCGUCAUGGUCAUGUUCUUCGAGGCGCCAUGCUUUCCAAUGGUCUUUGAGAGCGCCACGGCUUCCUUUGACGAGUGGACGCCCUCCUGCGAGACGCUCAUGAUCGUCAGCAUCUGCGGUGGCGCCCUGCAACCUCCGCUCAUGGCCCAGCUUGUCGAAGCUGUGCGCAUCUCCAAGGCCUGGUCGUUGACCACCGCCUGCUUCUUCUUGGUCUUCACGUACCCGUUGGCAACCAAUCUGAUUCUGUCAUUCAGACGGGCUUUGGACACCGCCGAGAUCGGGGCGGAUGCCGUCACGGACGAAGAAAAGCGCGCCCUGGACGAUGGUCGCGCAAGCAGCGGGGUCCUCAGUCCCGAGCAGAGCAAACAGUCUGCCGAGUCGAGAGUCUCCAAUGUCGACGCCCUCGACCACUCGUUUGUUCCGCCUCCUCAACGAGAGCAGGCCCGUAUGUACUUUGGCGGCACCCACACGCCUGAGCAACAAUAG
Messenger RNA from Capronia coronata CBS 617.96, 1620 nucleotides. RefSeq lists its product as uncharacterized. The coding region runs from base 1 to 1620 and encodes 539 amino acids. The transcript has a single exon. The record is from RefSeq and is a predicted model, not a curated record. Gene Ontology annotation, molecular function: transmembrane transporter activity. Lineage: Eukaryota; Fungi; Ascomycota; Eurotiomycetes; Chaetothyriales; Herpotrichiellaceae. Gene Ontology annotation, biological process: transmembrane transport.